AUCCGGAAUCAAAAUUUCAAAGUCACAUAAUCUGCAAAAAUGACGUUCGUGUAUUUAUGAUAUGUUCCAAGGUAGACAUUCAAUAUUGAGUCUAUUUGAAGAAAAAACUCAGAACAGUAGAACACCCAAUUUACUAAUGAAGAGUCCAGAGAGAAUCGUGAGACAUAUAAAAAUAAAGGAUUCGAACGAUCUGGAACAAGUUUUUCAAAUGGGAACUGAAAUAGGCGAAGGAGGAUUCGGGAAAGUGAUAGCAGUUAAAGAGAAGAAUACGAAUGCUAAAUGGGCUAUGAAAAGUAUAUCUAAAUCUUUGUCUGGUCUCAAGCUAGUUUUCUUACAAAGAGAAAUACAGAUCUUAAAAAUGGUAAAUCAUCCCCACAUCGUUUAUUUAGACAGAGUUUACGAAAGUACUAAAAAGAUAUACCUGAUCAUGGAAUUGUGUAAUGGAGAGCUGUGGGUUCUAUUCAAGGAAAGAAAACCAUUUUCUGAAAGUAUUUCGAAAAGAAUAACUACAGACCUUGUAAGCGCUGUUGCAUACUUACAUAAAAAUGGUUCACCUAAAUCAAUCGCUGCCGUGAUUACCAUUGAUGAAGGUGUAACACCCCAACCCGUUACUAAUGCUGAAGACUGGAAGAUAGUGGGAAAGCGAAGAAAAUCGGAAUCAAAUGUCAUAAUCAAAAAGGUCAACGAAACACCAUCUGACUCAAAUGUAAAAGAACCCAGGAAGUUCGGCAAGCCAAUAAUUGGCUCCUUGGAUUCUAAGGCACUUGCAAGUGUACCUAAAAUGAAGCUGUCUCAUGUUCAUGUGUCUAGGCUCGGUCCCUCAACAUCUGCCGAGGACUUAAAGAAAAUUUUUGUACUGAAACCAUCGUUUUGGCCUAAAGAUAUCGUCCACAGAGAUAUAAAGCUUGAGAAUAUCUUGCUUGCGAAAAAUCCAAAUGACCCUUCAGAUGAAUAUUUCAUCAAACUGUCUGAUUUUGGUUUGAGUGUCAUUAAAACUGGUACUGGCAUCGAAAGCAUGCUUCACGAUUGCUGUGGAACAGCCCUCUAUAUGGCCCCAGAAAUGCUAUCUGGAUCAUACAGUCAUCAGUGCGAUGUUUGGGCAAUCGGAGUAAUUAUAUACCUGUUGCUUUAUGGCGUUUACCCAUUUUUCUCUUCCAAUGAGAAGGAAUUAGCACGAAAAAUAAUGAAAGAUGAAGUCACCUACCCGCUUUCGAAAAUUUCUACUGACGCAGUGGAACUCAUAAAGCAAGCACUCAAAAAAGAUCCGGCCUAUAGAAUCACGUCAGCGGAAAUGUUAGAUUCUAAAUGGUUGGCCGGAGGAAGUGGAAGAGGAAAUAAUAUGAUGGACAUGAUGAAGGAAUGGAGAGAUGAAAUAAUGGCUCCUAUGGGAGAAGAGAGUGAUUGGGUGUCAAUGGCAGAGACGAGGACAAUAAGAAUGCAUUCAUAUAGUGGUGAUAAACCAAUUCCUUUGAAAAGACCAUCCAAUCCCUUGACCAAUACAUAAUAAGUGAAAUUAAGCUAAUCUAAAGAUCUAGAUGAAACAUUCUGUUAUGUGACUCAAUAAAAAAUAAAAUGAAAACUAAA
Messenger RNA from Harmonia axyridis, 1584 nucleotides. Its product is annotated as serine/threonine-protein kinase 33-like. Lineage: Eukaryota; Metazoa; Arthropoda; Insecta; Coleoptera; Coccinellidae. The record is from RefSeq and is a predicted model, not a curated record. Gene Ontology annotation, biological process: protein phosphorylation. The transcript is spliced from 7 exons. Gene Ontology annotation, molecular function: protein kinase activity; ATP binding. Bases 62 to 1504 code for a protein of 480 amino acids.